CGGUCGCGUACUGAUCCUCCUCCCUUCACGGUAUCAAGUCGGUCUACGCAUCUGCCCGGUCGCUGUUGGACGUUUCUCGCACUGCAAGUAGUAAGCAUCCGUCUGUGGCCUAGUUAGUAGCAGGCGCACGAGGACAGUCCGGGAAGGGGGUUGCGCCAACAAUCGACCAGGUUUUCCAAUGAUCAACAUCGCCAAAGUGAGCGACUGGCUCACUCAGAACGCCAAUGAAGGCAUAUAUCCCCGACUCUUUUUAAUGUCCCCGAAUGGCACGCUAUUAGCAUAUUCGAAGCCCGUGCAAACUAAGGAGCUUCGUGACCAGGCUGCCCUCAUUUCCAUGGCAUGGAAGGAUCAUUGCGCCGGUCGCCAAAAGCUUUCUACGCGAAAUGGGGCUCCAGACCAUUCGCUCAAGCCCCCACUGCAGACACUCACCAUCGAAACCCAGGACUGCAAUAUCAUAGUGCGUCUGUUGCAACCAGAGUUGCUCCUGGUCCUCAUUGGCAGAAUUCCCCCAAGCAAAAAGCAGACGUUCAAAAUCUCACCCGAAGGUCAGGGAGACCCUAGAUAUCCGGAUGUCGAUGUCUCUCUUUCCCGCCCCGGAUCAAGUGCGCAGCUGCAUGCUCAGGCUGACGGAUCGGCCGACAACCUAAGGCCCAGCAACGGGGGGCCAAACAUGAAGAACAAGGCGCCUUCUUUGUUCAGUAAUAUGAGCCAGCGCGAGAAAGACAUCCGGGGAGGUGCACUCCAUGUGCAACGAAAGAAACUAGAUGCCUUGGCCGAAUACGUCCUCCGAGAUUUUGAAGAUACUUCCUUCGUUAUGCCAGCAGAUGCAGACUUGCAGUAGUGCGCGGGCUCUCACCUUUUAUCAGAAGACACAUGCAACCCCAUGCCCUACCGUCUUUGGCAGCUGGCAGUGUGAUCUUCCAAUGUUUUAAUAAGUUCGGCCAUGCUAAAGGCAUGCAUUUCAAAUACUCAAACAGUCCAUCAAUGACGGCUAGUCCAUCUCGCGCACUCAUAAAGUGCGGUUCCUCGGGCACGCAAAUAUCGAUGUGCACUAGGUGAGCAAAGAUGACCUAUCCAACAUAAUACCACCACCCAAGUAACGGGAGAGUUCUUGCACCCAUCGACAUGGUAUCCUGGACUCUGAAAAUCGACCAUGAGCGCUUUAUUGUUCAAGAAGAGGAUUUUCAGUCUUUUUGAGGGGCUCCAUACAGCGCUAUGAAAGAAGGGGUCGUUGACAGUCAAGUGACCUCUUUGUAUGUCGACAGAUACACAAGUCUGUUUGCUUUGAGAUUGCGA
Bipolaris sorokiniana ND90Pr is the source of this 1296-nucleotide messenger RNA. RefSeq lists its product as uncharacterized. Lineage: Eukaryota; Fungi; Ascomycota; Dothideomycetes; Pleosporales; Pleosporaceae. The record is from RefSeq and is a predicted model, not a curated record. Bases 179 to 841 code for a protein of 220 amino acids. The transcript is spliced from 3 exons.